CAGCUGAUGAUCGUCAACAUGUCAAAUUUUAUAGUUUUUAUAUCUUAUCAAAGAUUACUGGUGUCUGUUUAAUGUUUAUUUUUUACAAUACCCAUUCGUACAUUUAAUUAUAACAAUGACUAAUGUCUAAUUACUUCUAAAUACUAAUUGUUAGUCCAAAAAAGAAAUGUACCUCAACAGUGAGUGCCCAGUUUUCAAUCAACAUAUUUUUAAGUAGUGACUGAUUCAUAGUUUUCUUUGUACUUAUGAAGUUUAUUAAACCAUGUUCGUGAAACCACAAGAGGUGCUUAUAGCGAAUGCGUUCUGGGAAACAGAGAGAACUUCACUGUAUUUUGUUUUACAACAUAGAAAGGGCCAUGGGAACUCUAGAGGGUUUUCCUCGCUCCUUGUGGGAACCAUGGAUAGUAUCUUUGAUACCAAGCCUGCCCCUUAUAGAAUACUACAUCAGACUCCGUCUUCAGAGGUAUACCAAUUGAUAGCAUGUGCGUUGACUAAGAAGGAGAUUUUAGAGGACUGGGAAUGGUUGUUUGCCAAUGUUUCGGAAACUCUACACUCUUUUGAUAACGAAGAUGAUAUUACAGACUUUGUAAGCUGCAAAAUUGAGUCUGUGAUCGCAACAAGACAAAAUGUAGAAAUUGAAGAUGAAGACACAAAAUCAUUCAAGAGUACCACUGACAAGUACCACAGUCUGUUUCAAUUACCAUUGGAUGAAAAGUUGGUCAAUUAUUAUUCCUGCAGUUACUGGAAAGGCAAACUACCCCGUCAAGGAUGGAUGUACCUCUCCAUCAACUACUGUUGUUUUCACGCCUUCAUCCUUGGAACGGACACCAAGGUGUGCAUACGGUGGUCGGAGGUAACCAUUCUUACGAAGAAAAACGGACUGUUUCUGCCGGAUUCCAUACAGAUAUGUACCAGAGAGAAGGAGUACAAUUUCAGCAUGUUUAUGAGCAGGAACGAGACGUUCACUUUGAUGGAACAGCUCGUAGAUUUGGCGAUGAAAAGAUUAAUCGAUGAUAAACGAAGUUAUAGUGAAGACAAAGAACUGCUGAACAAAUUGAGUAAGAACGUUCCGAAGAAAGCUUCGUUCUUGAAAAGAGACUUGGACGCCAGAGCACAAUCGGAAGCAUAUAGGCUGAUGUUUAGGCUACCGGCGGCUGAAAAACUAGAUGGUUCGAUAGAUUGUACGAUGUUCACACCUUAUAAUAAGAAGCACAUCAAUGGACGUCUUUUUCUGUCUCAGAAUUAUAUUUGCUUCGAUAGUAGGGUAAAAGCCCAAGUUAGCGUAGUGAUUCCGUUAAGAGAGAUAGUAGUUACGGAGAAAAUAGAAACUAAUGUAUCAAAUCAACCCUUAGACAAAGCCAUCAUCGUGACCACCGGAGACGUAUUGAACAGAACAAACUUCAUUUUUGCACAAAUCUUAGAUAGAGACUUCCUUGUAGAAAAAAUCGCCGAACUGCUAGCCAAAACGAAAGAACCCACACGAAACAAGUUAACUGAGAGGCUCAAACUGAUAAAAGUAUCACCAGAUUCCAAACCAACCAGCGACUGGAAGUGCCAGCAAGCUCUGAUGAGGACAUUCCCGUUGAGUCCCAUUCCAGAUGUAUAUAAGAAACAGGAACGGAAAGUCAGGGAUUGGGAGGAACAUUUUAACAUAUACGGCCGAGGUGUUUCUAUGUAUCGAACCACAGACGUUUUUAGUCUAGUCUUAGAAGGUGUACCUGACCAUUUGAGGAUGGAAAUAUGGAUGUCUUUUUCUGGUGCUGCUCACGAAAAAGCUUCCCAUCCCGGUUAUUACCGAAAACUAGUCGAUAAAGCCUUAGUCCAACAGUCUACAGCUAAUGAUGAAAUAGAAAGAGAUCUGCAUCGGUCUUUGCCCGAACAUCCUGCCUUUCAAAAUACGAUAGGAAUUGAUGCCCUGAGGAGGGUUCUUUGCGCCUAUGCCCUUCACAAUCCCAGUAUUGGUUAUUGUCAGGCUAUGAACAUUGUUGCUUCCGUCCUUUUGAUAUACUGCAAUGAAGAAGAAGCUUUCUGGCUAUUGGCCACAUUGUGCGAGAAUCUCUUGCCAGACUAUUAUAACACUAGAGUAGUAGGAGCAGUAGUAGAUCAAGGAAUUUUAGAUGAAUUGAUCCUCGAGCAUUUGCCAAGUUUGCAUGACAAACUCAAUCAAUUAGGUAUGAUCAACAUGAUCUCAUUAUCAUGGUUCCUGACAAUAUUUUUAUGUGUGAUGCCUUACGAAAGUGCCGUUAACGUUAUGGAUUGUUUCUUCUAUGACAGUGCCAAAGUCAUUUUUCAAGUAGCUCUUAUGUUGCUGGAGUGGAACCAAGAGAAGCUUCUGGAGUGCCGAGAUGAAGGAGAAGCGAUGCAGUUGCUGUCAGAUUAUUUGAUCGGAGUUUUCAAUGACGAAGGAAGGGGAGCCAUAAGAAAUAAAGUUUAUGAUGAUCAAAAGAGGAGUAUAUCAGUCCAGGCUUUGAUAUACGAAGCAUACAGAAAAUACGGUUUUAUUACAACUGGGCAGAUAGAGCGACUUCGAUUGAAGCACCGACUAAGGGUAGUCCAAGAAUUAGAAGACAAUUCCGAGAAAAACGUUUUGAGGUGCGUGUCCGCAGAUGGAUAUUUCACGCAGGAGGAGCUGCAGGACCUUCUGUCCCUAGUUAGAGAAGAGAUAAUCAGCCAAAAGAAAUGUAUACCGGACAAGCAUGAUCCCUCGCUGCAGCCUUACGAAGCUUACAAAGUAGAUUUCGAUUAUUUCAAGAUUUUAUUCGCUGCGUUGUCUCCGUGGGGAAAAGGAGAAACGGCCGAGUUAUUAGCUGCCAGAAUAUUUAUGCUUAUGGACCAAAACCAAGAUAGUUACCUCAACUUUAAAGAACUAGUCAUGGCGCUGGGACUUACUUGCACAGCAGACGCAACGCAAAGACUCAAACUACUCUACGCCAUUCAUCUACCUCCCAUUCUAGUGAUGUCCGACAUAGAAUCUCCCGUUAAAAACGAACAAGGUACCGAAGUAGCGUCGGAAGCCACUGACUUCUUUACCACCACGGAGCAGUGUGUUAGUUUGGACAAUCUGGACCUGGCUGAGGUCCCAUCGCCCAGCGCUUCGUCGUACCAGUGGCAGAAAUCGUACGAUUCUCAGGCUUCAGUCGAAUCUAGUUCGCUAACUCCAGGCGAUAUUAAUUGGGAAUCGAAAAGUAUGACUAAUUUAAGGAACCUUGUUCAAUCCAAAGAUAGCAAACUGAAUAUGAAACCGGUUCCCAAAAUGUCGCAACCCAGGUUCAUCACAAUGUGGAAAUCAGUAUACGAUAUUCUCCAAGCAGAGCCAGAUGACUUGGUAAGUGAAAUUUAUCAAGCAAUUACAAACACUGUCACGUUGCUGUUUGAAUUAGGAGACGUUGGUAAAAAUUUUUUCGUUACCAGAGAUGAAUCUGAGGAUAGUCUAGCUUCUGCCGCCAUUGCUACGUUAGCAUCGUCGGAUAUUGAAAAAAUUUCCCCAGACAAGAAUGGCAACCCCUCGACCCCCAAAGCUGAAAUCCACUGGCACAUCACCGUCGAACAAUUUUUAGCGUCGAUCUUGAAUUCUCAACCCUUAGUGGACUUUUUCUCAAGAAGAAACCCGAUCAGCCAGAAGAUCCGGCAACUGAAAUCGAGAAAAUACGUAAGGAUGCAUUCGUUGUACAACGUAUCCGCUAUUAAAGUCUGAUAUUCCUUGAACUAACUCUCACUAUAUGUCUGCUACAUCGCUCAAUAUCUCUCAGCGAAUAAAAAAAGUCUUGUAGAAACUAUUUUAACGAACGAAACCAAAAAAUGGAAUGUAAGUUUGGUGAAUUUGGUAAAUGUUGCCUUUAAAUCGAUAUUUAAUCUCGAAUUACAGAUAUUUCGCAAGACAAAUAAGUCAAGUAGGGGAUGCUGAGCUACAAUGAAACACAAAAGUUGGUUUUACACAUAGCUAUUCCAACUUCUUCUUCAGGUGCCAUCUUCGCUACGGAUGUUGGCAAUCAUUAUAGCUAUUUUAAUUUUUGAGGCAGUAGCUCUAAAUAGUUAUUUUGAGCUGCAUCCAAACCCUUCUCUCAGGUUCUUCAGCCAUGAAAUUCGUCUUCUUCCAAUGCUUCUUCUGACAUCUAUCUUUCCUUGCAUUAUGAGUCGCAGGAUGCUAUACUUCUCGCCCCGUAUCACAUGACCGAGAUACUGUAGCUGUCUUUCUUUAAUUGUAAGUUCAACUUCCUUCUUUUUACCUAUUCUUCUCAGUACUUUAUUGCUCGUAACUCUGUCUACCCAGGAAACACUCAUUAUUCUUUAACGUCCAUGAUUUCACUCCAUAGUAUAGUACACUGUAUACGUAACAUUUUGUUAGGCGUACUUUAAGAGAUAAUGUUACAUCUUUGCUACAUAGGACCUUUUUCAUUUUCAUAAAAUUAGAACGUGCUUUUUCGAUUCUGACUUUGCUUUCUGCAGUGUAGUCUUUAUUUUUUGUUAUAAGUGUUCCUAGGUAAGUGUACUUUUUUACUCUUUCGUUUCUAUUCCAACUGAAACUUUGUUUUUCAACUUUUUAUUUUUUUUCUCUGUUACUUUAGGAUCUAAUCUAUGUAAGAAAUGAGUCAACCAUUAUUUUUCGCAUUUUGUGUGACCGUGAGCUGCCAUUUUCCAAAAACUUAAUUUUGUUUCAUUGUGACCCGUGCCGGAGUACAAUGAAACAGAGCCAUAGGCAUUUGAAAGAAAAGGUAGCUGGAGUAAGUUAAAAUUGUUGAAAUCGAUUCUGAAUGAAAUUAAACCUUUUUGUCUGAGUACCUUGAGCCACAGAGGGAUUUCCCAACAGCAUCUUUGUGUCUGUGUCAUUCUUCUUCUUCAUGUGCCUUGUUCGUUGCGGACGUUGGCUAUCGUCGUAGCAAUUUUAAUUUUGUUUGCGGCUUUUCUGAAUAACUCGAUCGAUUAAUCCAAACCCUUGGUGUAAGUUUUGAAGCUAUGAGUGUCUUCUUCUUCCGGGUCCACGCUUGCUCUCUAUUUUACCGUGUAUUAUCAGUUGGAGUAUAUAUUUAUCAUGUCUCAUAAUAUGACCGAGGUAUUCAAAUUUCUUUUUGUUUUCCCAUUCCGCGCGAUACCUCUACGUUGGUGGUGUGAGUCGUCCAGGAUAUUUUGAGGAUACGUCGGUACACCCACAUUUCGAAUGCCUCAAGCUUCCUGAUUAAUGUUUCCGUUAUUGUCCAUGCCUCUGCGCCAUACAGCACGACGGGAAAUACAUAGCAUUUUAGCAGCCGUACUUUUAGUGGGAGACAUAUGUAGCAAUGGAUGAAUAUAUUUCUCAUGUUAUUAAAUAUUGCUCUGGCCUUUUCAAUUCUAUUUCUGGUCCCAUUUCGAGUUGACGACUGUUCCAAGGUAUAUAUACGAAUCAACGUGUUGAAUUAAUUGGUUUUUUAUUUUCAAUUGUCUGACAGGUUUUUGAGUUUUGCUGACCAGCAUCCAUUUUGUUUAUUUAUGUUGAGGUUAAGUCCUCUUUGUUCAUUCGCUCUUUGUACCCUCUCCAUAAAAUACUGAAGUUCAUCGAUACUACUGGCAAGUACAACUCUGUAUCGUCCGCAUAUCGGAUAUUAGUGAUCAAUUCUUCAUUGAUUUUUAUACCUUCGUUUGUUUCAUCCAGUGCUUUUUUAAAAAUUUGUUCGGAGUACAUAUUAAAAAGGAGAGGGGAGAGAGCACAUCCCUGUGGAACAUCUUUUCUGAUAUCAAUGCUCUUUGUAGACGAAUUGCCAACUUUUACCCUGGCUGUCUGAUUCCAUUAGAGACUUGUCACAAUUCGGAUGUGUUUAUCAUCAAUUCCUAUGUUUUGUAGAAUUUCAAUUAGUUGGUCAUGUCUCACAUUGUCAAAGCCCUUCGAGUAAUCUACAAAGCACAUGUAGACAUCCUUGUUCAUAUCUCUACACCUCUGUACGAAUACUUACAGACAAAACACUGCCUCCCUUGUGCCCAAUGCGUUCCUAAAACCAAAUUGUGACUCGUUGAUUUCCGCUUCACACUUGUUGUAGAUUCUGUUGUAUAUGAUUUUGGUGAAGACUUGGUGAUAUGAUUAAUUAGGCUUAUCAGUCUAUGUUGGUCGCACAAUUUAGUGUUUGGUUUUUUAGGUAUGACCACGAAGGUUGAUUGUAACCAAUUUUCCGGAAUUCUGCCGCUGUCUGUGCUGUUAGCCGUGGCAAUGUCAUCUACAGAUGUUGCUGCAUUUUCGGCAUCGUAGGAAUUUGACUUCGUAGUCUUCCUCAUCUUUCAUCUUGCUGAUUCGACUAACGAAGAAUUUUGAUUGGCUCCUAGUUUUGAAUUGAACUAAAACAAUCAUCUAAAACAGGAAGACGGAACAAUUGUGCAAAGGGAUCAGGCUCAACAGCAAACAAAUUCUCAUCAAUGUCCAUACCAUCGUCCGUGCCAUAUUAAACGUCUUCAUCGUCAUCCUCUGAUGAACCAACGUCCAGAUUUUUUGUUCUUGGGUCCAAACAACCUCCUUUUUGCUGCCUUCUUCAUGGAAAGUGAAACCUGGUUCUUCUUUUCUGCAGUGGUUUUCAUCUCUUGAGUGCUCGUAGCUACCAUACUCUCGCCUUUCUUCAUCGACUUUGGAUCAGUUUUGCGUUCUCCUGCAUUUGGAUAACCACGAAAAUCUUAAGGAGAGAGGAAAGCUUGACCUGGACCAGCUCCUUUAUCAACCAUGUGUCUUAGGUGGUUGAUGAUCCAGAGUGUAUCCCACUUUCAUCAGAAAAGACCCCCUGCUUUUCCGAUGAGCUGUGUUCACGAAGGAUGUUGUAUUAUAAAUUGAUGCUGUUUUCUCAAGGUUUUGGAUCAUCCAAGUGUCCAGAGCUUCAUUAUAGUAAGUCUUGAAAGGCCCAAAGAUAGCAACAUCCAGUGAUUGCAUUUUAUCUGUCUUUCGUUUUCUCUUUUCUAUCUGUCUCUAGCUCGUUGAUUUCCCAAUUUUAAUAGUAAUACAAGUCUUGUAUAUUAUGUCCACGUCUAUAUUCAUUUGAAUGUUAAUUUUUAAAAUGUCUUUAUUUAUUGAUUCUAUUUGAAAAUUGAGUAUGUGUAUGUAGAAUUGUAAAUAUUUUAUCUUAUAUUUUGAAGUCUCCUGUAUAAUUUUUCUUAAUUAUUAUUACGAGCACGAAAUAAGAGUCGGCCUUACGCAUAUGGACCUACGUUGGUCCAGAUGGGUGGAACGGAUUGGGAUUACUACGGUAGCCCAGUCGGUGCGAACUACUUUUAACUUCGAAUCUUUAAGACAUAAGUAAGAAUAUCAUUCGCCACUGUGUAAACCAAUUUUCAUUACUAAUAGAGAGCGAAAUUUAUUGCAGUAGAAUUUUAAUAGUUUCGGAUUUAAGCAUGAAGAGGGGAAGAAAGGAGACGGUUUUGGUUAGUGUGGGAGUCAAUACAGUUAGUCGAUUUUAACAUCAGAACCUCGACGGACGUGUUAUUUGGGAUAAUCGAAAAAGACGCAACUUAAAGAGACGCUUUAAGACGGGUAUUAUGACAAGCCGGUUAUAAUAUUGAUUAGACGCAAUUAUUUCCAAAUACAUUUCUUUUUGUAAGAACAAGUACAUUUUGGUCGCAAUUACACAAACACAGACUGUUAAACAUCACACGGACUUUUAUUACGAUUAUCUUUAACGAAUCCUACAUAUAUAUGAUUUUUAUUUAGUAUUUAAUUAACAAUGUGCUCAGAAAAAGCUGUAAAUUAAUGUUUUACGUAGUAUACAUCUUAUUUUUCAUAUUUUAUUGCUUUAUAGGUUUAGAGGAUGAUGUUUUGAUCAUUUUUCCAUUUAUUGUGAUCUGAUAGUACAAUUUUUUACAAAAAGACAUAAGGCAUAAAUUAUAGUUUUAAUAGUUUCAAUUAUUAAAAGCAAACUGCAAUUCUAUUUGUUGGUUUCUGUUUAUUUUAUUUAACCAAGUCAGUAUUUUAUCGAAUUUGAAAGAAAAUCAAGCAAUAUUCUAUGGCUGGUAGAUAGUUUGUUUUGAUAGAUAGCUUGUUUUAACUGUUACAGAGCUUUUCCGUUGUAUUUCAGCAGCAAAAGUAAUUUUUAUGAGAAGUAUUUUCUUUAUACACCAAGAGAGAAACAUAAUUACUUUUUUUGCAAUUUUUUUAUAUUUUAGAAUCACAAUUGCUUCUACUAAAGGUGUAGCAUGAAACGCUUAUAUUAUGAAAUUAUUUACUUCCCUUAGUUUUACUGCAAGUAGUCAUCUUGUGAUGAGUGAUGAAGACGAUGAUGCUAUCCAACCUCCGAUUAGGUGACGGCACUUAAAGAAGAAGUCAUCUUGUGACUAAUUACACAAAAGAAGUGGUGAAACUCAAAGAUUGACUAAUCUCUAACGUCACACCUCGUCGUACUUGAUCUAUUAUUAUGCUUAUUAUUUUCUCAGUCUUCUCAUAAAAAUUACUUUAGUCCAGAGUAAUAAGGAUUUUCUCGGGACACUCAAAGAUCCAGGUAGCUGACUACUUUUUUAGUUAUUGUAGACCUAUAGGAAGAAAACCUACCUGUUUCCUGCCUAGAAUUCGCGUCCGUUUUUUAAUUAUUAACAAUUUAGUGCAAAAAUCGCGAUUUUUUUCGAUUUUUUGCACCCCAUUCAAAAGCUAAAUAGUUGACAUAAAAUUACAAAAUUCAGUUUUUUAGAAUAUUGAAAACCCUUCAAAAUGCCGAUUUUUGAAAGUUAAAAAGUUAAUUUGUUGCUACGCAAACUGCAAAAUAAGUGAAAAUCGUUCUUUGUUAAUAACUUUUACUAAAACUACCUUGGAACUUUAGUGUUUCACCCAAAGUUGGGUAUUGGCGUACUUAACAAACCUUCAAAAUUUGAGACCGAUCCAUUAAUUAGUUUAAGAGUUAUUCUAUUUGUUUAUCUCAGAUACCUUUAUUUUGCAAUAAGAUAAAACAGAAAAUAAUGAAGAUAGGGCAAUUCUUAGUAUGCCAAAUGAAAGUAGAAGAGUGAUAGUAUCAAAAUGUAUUAAAAAAAGAUAAAAAAAAUAAUAUAGUCAAAAAUCCUAAUGCCAAAUUUUUGAAAUUUUGUAGUUUAUAAACAUUUAGAAUAACUUUAAAAAUGUUGUCCGUAGAAACAAUAUUUUUAUAUAUUCGAAAAGAUAGUAUUUUAAUACGAAUUUUCAAAUAAAAAAAUUUAGCCUGGGUUCAUUUGGGACAAAGUUGGCCAUGUCUUUUUUUUAAUUCACAGCUAAUUUGCUUAUAAUAAUUAAGGAAUCUCAUUAUAAUUUUCUGUAUCUCCGGAUCAACUCAAUGGAUUUUUAUCUUUCUUUUUUUAAUUUGUAUGUAAUUUCUACGUACAUUACAAAUAUGCAAUUUGUUUAUAAAUUUAUUAAUUAAUAAACAGUCUAAUUUGUUUAAAGAAUUCUUGAAAAAAUAUUUUUUUUUACAAAAAUCUAUUUUUUAAUCAUACACUCUGGACCAAAAUUAACCGGCCACCUUAAAAAUAGGUCAUUUUUGAUGUCUUUUAUCUCCUAAACCUGUUGUCCGAUUUAGGUGAUUUUUUUAAUAUGUUAUAGCCUUAUUCCUUGACAAUAUCGUUGUAAUAAUAUCGUUGCCAAACCGGUAAAUUUUCAUUGUAUACCGGGUGUACGAAUCAAACUGUGUUUUUUUCUUAAAGUUUGCAUCACCCUGUGGAAUAUUCUAGCAUUUGUAGAAUACUGAUAUUAAAACCUGACUAUAGCCUUAUGCUUCCUCAACAUUUUGGUGUUUGAUUGAUUCGCUUAUGUUGGAUAAUAAAAAAGUUAGGUGUUUUAACAACUAGACAUGCUGUUUAUCAAUACAGAGUUUAAGAAAUUUUAGCAAAGUUUAAGGGGUUAUUCUGCAUAAAAAAAUAAUGACAGUUUGCUUAAUAAACUUAGGCCCACAAAUGCUUUGUUUCCGAGAUAGGGGGUGUUGAAAUUUUUCUGAGAAACUGACGAUUUAUUUAUUGCUUUAAAACCAGUUGAGAUAUGCAAAUGCAAUUUGGUGGGUUUUAAUACGUAGUUAUUGCAAAUUUUUUGGCAUACAAUUAAGCAUUUAAUAUUCACCAUUGGCGUGCAUACGGGUAAUAUGAUGGCUCAUAUUACCCGUAUGCGCGCCAAUGGUGAAUAUUAAAUUCUUAAUUGUAUGCCAAAAAAUAUGCAAUAACUACGUCAUAAAACCCACCACAUUGCAUUUGCAUAUCUUAACUGGUUUUAAAGCAAUAAAUAAAUCGUCAGUUUGUCAGAAAAAUUUCAACACCCCCUAUCUCGCAAACGAAGCAUUUGCGGACCUAAGUUUAUAAAGCAAACUGUCAUUAUUUUUUCAUGCAGAAUUACUCCUUAAACUUUGCCAACAUUUUUUAAAAACACCCUGUAUUGAUAAAAAACAUGUCUAGUUGUUAAAGCACCUAACUUUUUUAUUAUCCAACAUAAGCGAAUCAAUCAAACAACAAAAUGUUGAGAAAGCAUGAAGCUAUAGUUAGGUUUUAAUUUCAGUAUUCUACAAAUGCUAUAAUAUUCCACAGGGUGAUGCAAACUUUCAGAAAAAAACACAGUUUGAUUCGUACACCCGGUAUACAAUGAAAAUUUACCUGUUUAGCAACAAUAUUAUUAUAACUAUAUUGUUAAGGAAUAAGGCUAUAACAUAUAAAAAAAAAUCACUUAAAUAGGACAACAGGUUUAGGAGAUAUAAGACAUCAAAAAUGACCCAUUUUUAAGGUGGCCCGUUAAUUUUGGUCCAGAGUGUAGUAUCAUUAAUGAUUAUAGAAAAAGUUAAAGUACACUUUAACAAAUAAAUGAUUUUUAUUAGAUAAUUAUUUAUUGAAGAUAAUUUAUUUAUUAAAGUAUACCUUAACUUUUUCUAUGAUUAAUAACGAUAGUAUGAUUAAAAUCAUGGAUUUUUGGAAAAACAUAAUUUUUUCAAAAAUUGUUUAAACAAAUUAGACUGUUUAUUAAUUAAUAAAUAUCUAGACAAAUUGCAUAUUUGCUAUGUACAGAAAAAUUACAUAAAAAUUAAAAAAGAACGAUCAAAAUAUAUUUAGUAGAUCCCGAGAUAUAGAAAAUGAUAGUAGUUUUAAGUUGCCCUUUUUAGUUUUUGAACUCGUGCAUUUGUCGGCUCCCAGCUCCCCCUUCACUUACCACGAAUAGUCACCAAUUGAACUACAUUUUUAAAAAUUCGUGAAACAUACCAGCUUUUCUGAUAUGUAAAAUGAUUUUUUCUACAGACAAUAUUUUUAAAGUUAUUCUAAAUGUUUAUAAAAUACAAAAUUUCACAAAUUUGUCGUUAGGAUUUUUGACUAUAUUAGAUAAUUUUUUAUCUUUUUUUAGUACAUUUUGAUAGCAUCAGUUUUCUACUUUCAUUUGGCAUACGCAGAAUUGCCCUAUCUUCAUUAUUUCCUGUCUUAUCUUAUUGCAAAAUAAAGGUCUCUGGAAUAAACAAUUAGAAUAACUCUUAAACUAAUCAAUGGGUCGAUCUCAAAUUUUGAGGGUUUGUUAAGUACCCCAAUACCCAACUUCGGGUGAAACACUAAAGUUCUACGGUAGUUUUAGUAAAAGUUAUUAACAAAUAACGAUUUUCACUUAUUUUGCAGUUUGCGUAGUAACAAAUUAACUUCUUAACUUUUUAAAAAUCGGCAUUUUGAAGGUUUUUUAAUGUUCUAUUCCGAUGGGUGAGUUGCGGAAUUUAAUUGAAAUAAAUGUAAUAAAACGACCAAGAAAUAAUGUGUACAAACGAAUGGUAAUUUUUAUUGUUAAAACGAAAAUGUGUUUCGUUUUUAGUCUCUCGGAAGGUCGAGCCGGUAUACGUGUUUAUCGUUCACAUCUUGGCUAGUGACUGAUAUAGAAAACCCACAAACGGUUUGUUAUCUUUCUUCCCGUUGACCAGAUGACCGAACGAUAAACCAUUUAUGGUCUGGCGUCUACUAUUGCAGUUAACAAUCUCGAUGCAUUAGGUGGGUUGUUGACACAAUAAUUGUCUGAUAAAGUACUUAAUUAAUGAGGGUGCACUUUGUUGCCGCAUAGACGAGAAACAGCUGUGACAGGGUAAAGCCCUGGUAUUUGAAUGUGCAUUUCGAAUGACAACGUUGUUUCGUUUUUGAGAAAGAAUAAUGAAAGAAAUAAGAUAAUAAAAUUAGCGGAAAUAGUAAUUAUAGCGUAAUGCUAAAGUUCUAAAAAAUUAAAUUUUGUAAUUUUAUGUCAACUAUUUAGCCUUUGAAUUGGGUGGAAAAAAUCGAAAAAAUCGCGAUUUUUGCACUAAAUUGUUAAUAAUUAAAACACAGACGCGAACUCUAGGCAGGAAACAGGUAGGUUUUCUUCCUAUUGGUCUAUAAUAACUAAAAAAGUAGUCAGCUACCUCAGCUAGAUCUUUGAGUGUCCCGAACAUGGUCUAUUUCUAGCUUAUUACCCUGGAGUACUUGUUGGGCGUAUGUACUUUAUUUUGGUAUUAAACAUCUUCAGCAGCUAUUUUGUAUAUAUUAUAACGAUAAAUAAAUGCAUUUUAUAAAAUGAUUUUAUCUCUAGUGCAAUAUUCUUUUUAGUUGUAAUUUUUAUUAUAAAAAAACCUAAAAUCGGUAAUCAACUUGAGUAGUAAAGAUGAAAGCAGUGUCCCUAAUUUUACACAUUCCGAGAAACAUAUUUGAAUGGUGCUACAACCCUUAAAAGCCAUAUAGACCGGGCUGCAUCGUCGCCCCCGCUAGCGAAAUUAUUCCGAUUCGAUUUUUUUUGCACAAACUUACUCAAAAAGAGGUCAUUAUAACAUAUCCACAGGGUGCCGGGCGGUGCCGUGGUCGAAAAAUUGCUUAAACAAUUUUUUUUAAACAAAUUCACAAAAAUAUUUUUUUUUUAUAUAAUUUGGGUCAUUCUGAGCAAAAAAGGUAUCUUGUUAUUUUUCUCUAAAAUUGAUUUUUGUCGAGUUAUAUGCGAUUAAAAAUUUGAAAAAUGCGAAAAUAGCCAUUUUUAAGGCCUAAACUCGAUUAAAAAUUAUUAUGAAAUUCAUAAAGUGACCAAAUCAAGUUUUAAACCCCUUCAAGGCCCUGAAGAGAUUUUUGUCAUUAUUUUAUUACAAAGCUGUUAUUUUUAAUCAUUAACAAUUAGCGCUAUAGUCCAGGAUAUAUCGUCGCCCCCGUUAGUGAAAUUAUUCCGAUUCGAUUUUUUUGACAAAUUUGCUCAAAAAGAGGUCCUUAUAACAUAUCCACAGGGUGCCGGGCGGUGCCGUGGCCGAAAAAUUGUUUAAACAAAUUCACAAAAAUAAUUCUUUCACUUCGAUCAAUUUUUUUUUAGAUAAUUUGGGACAUUGAGCAAAAAAAGGUAUCAAUUUUAGAGAAAAAUCACAAGAGACCUUUUUUGCUCAGAAUAACCCAAAUUAUCUAAAAAAAAACGUUCGCAAUGAAAAACUUAUUUUUGUGAAUUUGUUUAAAAAAAAUAGAUUAAACAAUUUUUCGAGCACGGCACCCUGUGGAUGUGUUAUAAGGACCUCUUUUUGAGUAAGUUUGUGCAAAAAAAUCUAAUCGAAAUAGUUUCGGUAACGGGGGCGACGAUACAGUUUUGGACUAUAGCGCUAAUUGUUAAUAAUUAAAAAUAGCAGCUUUGAAAUAAUGACAAAAAUCUCUUCAGUACCUUGAAGAAGGGGUUUGAAACUUGAUUUGGUCACUUUUUGAAUUUCAUAAUAAUAAUUUUUAAUCGAGUUAUUAAGACUUGAAAAUGGCCAUUUUCGCAUUUUUCAAAUUUUUAAUCGCAUAUAACUCGACAACAAUCAAUUUUAGAGAAUAAUCACAAGAGACCUUUUUUGCCAGGAAUGACCCGUUAUCCAAAAAAAUAUUGUUCGAAAUAAAAAAAUUAUUUUUGUGAAUUUGUUUAAAAAAAAUUGUUUUAACAAUUUUUCGACCACGGCACCCUGUGGAUAUGUUAUAAGGACCUCUUUUUGAGUAAGUUUGUGCAAAAAAAUCGAAUCGGAAUAAUUUCGCUAGCGGGGGCGACGAUACAGCCCAUGCUAAUAGCAUAGUCUCAUCUACAACUUGUUUUCAACACUACUCUGCUUGUUAUUACCUCCUUUUCUAAGAAGAUUUUCUAUAUUAUAUUUCUGGAUCGUCCCAGUAACCUUAUUUGCUGAUUGAAAUGAAUAAGUAGUUUGGGCACUCUGUCAUUGUUAAAACAUUCUAAAUUCUAAGCCUAUUCGCUUUCACGAAUUGUAUUAUGGAUGUGUAUGGUGCAAGAGGUCUUUCACACAUUCUUUACUGUGAAAAUCCACUCUCUUUUCAUUAAAACCACUAAUAAGCAACUAAAAAGCACUUUUCUGAAUAUUACCCUUUACCAUAUCGUUAACAGAUUUUCAUGAUUUUAGAGCUUGAGAGUCCAUGUUUUUGAUUUUAUAAUAGGUCCAAUAACGGUACUACUUCUACUACAAAGUUUAUUUUUGUCCCCGCAUUAGAUAGCCCAACUAUUCCAAUUUGUAGUAUUGCAAAUCUUUUAACAUUUCUCUGUGUCUUCUUAAUUGUUUUUAUCAGUCUUUCUUUGUUUUUUUUAUAUUAUCCAUCUCUUUCUUUUCGUAAUAUCAGGUUUUGUUCCAAAGUCUUCGUACAAACAAAAUCAACAUCAUCACUAAAUGAUAGGAGCUGAAUGGUUCUGUUUAAACUGAUAUUUCUUGGGUUAUGUGAAAUUUUUCUUGGAACUGCUUCUACACAGUUUUAUAAACGGGAUCCGCAAUAUUUACUUUAGCCCCAGAUCGAAGUGGAUUUCAUUAGAAAGUUUUAUGUACAAGAAAUGAUAAAAAAUUACAUCCAGUGUGCUCUUUUUCCGUCAUAGUCCUUUGUUCCUUCGUAUAUGUUACGUCGUACCUUUCUUUCGCGUCAUUCCAAUAUCUGUGUAUCUUUCUGACUUAAUCGAUUUGAAUGAUUAAUUCUGUCUCAUCGAGAUUGUCUACUAUGAAAUAGUAUCCUCUAGGUAGAUGCUAGUUUGGUAUAGUAACAUGUACAGUUUUGUAUUUUUUUAUGGUUUGACUAUCGGAUCCUUAUUUCCCUUGAUCAGGAUCCUAUGCUGAAUGCAUCGGAGGUUUACAUCGUAGUAGGGGCUGUGUAACGUGUCAAAUCUUUAAAAACUGUAUUACAGAAUAGUACAAAUUAUAUUAACAUAAUUUCUUGUAAAGUAGUUCCCUUCGCAGCAUAUUCACUUAUUCCAAGGUAGUUUCCACUUCUAGAGAAUGUAUAAACUGUUGAAAGACUGUUUUGUGGAACGCUAUUACCUUAUCCAGCGUUUUUAUUUAAUAUUUUUAAUAGUGUUAAUCCUUUGCCUUUUCAAAAAACUCGUUAAAUUUGAAAAUCAAGAAAAAAUGGUAAGCGCUAGGUCUGGUGAGUAGGACAGCUGAUUGAUGUUGAUUCUGAGAGGAAUCACGAAUGAGUAACUCAGAAUCAACUAAUGCGUUGUAGUGGUUCAGCACUUAGUCUUCAUUUUGCCACAUCUUAAUCUUUUCCUUAACACAGCAUCACACAAAUUUCUUAGUGUUUGAAAUUAACCAAAACGACUAUUUGUUUCAUCUCAUGGAAGAAACUCGUAAUAGACCACACACUUCACCAUCAUCUUGGUGCUACAGCCCUUAGAGGGCCUCGACCUUCUCAAGCUUUCUACGCCAUUCUGUUCUGUCCCUUGCUUGCAUUUUCCAGUUGCCGACUCCGAUCUUCUCGGCAUCCUGUGUUACCCUGUCCAUCCACCUCAGCUUUGGUCUACCCCGUCUUCUCAUUCCCACGGGUUGCGCUGUUAGAAUAUUUUUUAUCAUGUUACCACACACUUCCAGUUCACAAAUACACUGGACACGUCUUCAGUUGCAACGUUGCCAAGCCAUGUAAAAGCACAUUUUAUCAAAAAUAAUUUGUAAUCGAACAUUAGAGAAAUUAAAUUAAAACUGUUUUAGAAAGGCGAUCUACAAUCUUAGGAUUCAUAUGUGUCAUAACUUCAUAACUAUAGUGUAUCAAAUAAACUUAAACGCAUACGUAUCCUAAAAUUGUAGAUUGUCUUUCUAAAACGGUUUUAAUUUAAUCUCUCUAAUGUUCGAUAACAAAUUCUUUUUGAUAAAAUCGGCAUCACCGCGCUAAAAACUCUUAUAAGGACUAUUGCCUAUGUUCCCUAUACUGUAAAGUCAAGGUGGGACGGAAUAUAGUACUACAUAGAAAUUAAUCUAGUACUUCUAAUGAUGUAGAAUAGUUAAUCAAGUGACAUAGACUAGAAUUAGAAUCGGUGCUUGUAUAGGUUUAUUUUGUAUAGUCUUUUUGAUUACCGAUUUUUUGGGCUGAUAUUUAUCUAAUUUUUAUAUAUAAUUAAUGAUAAUCGUUGAAAAUUACUUUAAUCAUGCUAUAUAUAUUUUUUAUUAAUUGUAAUAUACUAUUAACAUUU
Messenger RNA from Diabrotica virgifera virgifera (western corn rootworm), 16324 nucleotides. It is a transcript of the gene Tbc1d8-9, whose product is annotated as TBC1 domain family member 9. The record is from RefSeq and is a predicted model, not a curated record. The transcript has 19 exons. The coding region runs from base 263 to 3694 and encodes 1143 amino acids. NCBI's taxonomy places the organism in Eukaryota, Metazoa, Arthropoda, Insecta, Coleoptera, Chrysomelidae. Gene Ontology annotation, molecular function: calcium ion binding.